UCGGCAACGAAUCCAGGAUAAAACAGAUCGAAAUCUACAAGUCUUCAAAUCGACAACAGCGCUGGAGACGUAACAGUGACUAGACCGUGUCUUCUUAGAUCAUGAGCCAAAGCUAUGCACAGAUAUAUACAAUCUACACAAGUAUCCAAUUUUGCAUUCACUUUUUGUAUUUCCUUGCUUUUCUACCUUGUACUUUAACCCCAGCAGGCUAGCUCAUGAGCACAUCUCAAUUGACUGUUCAGAACGAGUUCCUAAGUCACUUGAUCGUCUAAAAAAUUAUUUCUAGAAAACUAAAUAUCUAUAUCAAUAUGUUGCUCCAAAAGGUGUUGAGUGCAACGACUCGUCGGUUUGUUAGGUUAUUCUCAGCCAAUGCUUCGUCAAAUGGAUUUAAUUUUCAAUUAUCCGAUACCCAACGUGAGAUGCAGGAAUUGGCAAGGAAGUUCGCUAGAGAAGAAAUAAUUCCUGUAGCUGCCCAUUACGAUAAAACGGGCGAAUAUCCCUGGGAACUAGUGAAGAAAGCUUGGUCCCUGGGACUUACGAAUGGACAUAUUCCUCAACAUUGCGGUGGUUUGGAAGCCGGUGUCUUUGACGGAUGCAUCGUUGCGGAAGAGUUGGCAUAUGCUUGCACAGGUAUCGAAACAGCUUUGGAAGGCUCCGGUCUUGGUCAAACACCCGUAAUUCAUUUUGGCACUAAGGAGCAACAAAAAAAGUAUUUGGGAAGACUAAUCGAGGAACCCCUGGUUGCUGCUUACUGUGUCACGGAACCAGGAGCAGGGUCAGAUGUGGCUAGCGUUAAAACGAAGGCCGAGAAGAAGGGCACCGAAUGGAUUCUAAACGGUACUAAAAUGUGGAUCACGAACGGUGGAGUAGCAGAUUGGUAUUUCGUCUUGGCGAGGACAAAUCCAGACCCUAAAGCACCGGCAAACAAAGCUUUCACAGGAUUCAUCGUGGAACGAGCUUUCGACGGCGUCAUUCCUGGUAAAAAGGAAAUGAACAUGGGGCAAAAAGCUUCUGACACACGUAUGGUAACAUUCGAAGAUGUUCGGAUACCAGAAGAAAAUGUUCUCAUAGGGGAAGGGGCUGGAUUUAAAAUCGCUAUGGGAACUUUCGAUUUGACCCGACCCCCAGUAGCAGCUGGUGCUGUAGGUUUGGCCCAAAGAGCUCUCGACGAAGCCACGAAGUACGCUUUGGAGCGUAAAGCAUUUGGCAGGCCCAUUGCAGACUUUCAAGCUGUGGCAUUUAUGCUUGCCGAUAUGUCUAUUGGUGUUGAGACAUCUAGACUUAUGAUGCAGAAAUCUGCAUGGGCCAGUGACAACAAAGAUCCAAGAUCUACGAUUCUGGCCAGUAUUGCUAAGUGCUACGCCGGCGAUGUGGCCAACAAGGUAGCCACUGAUGCUGUGCAGGUAUUCGGUGGAGCUGGGUUUAAUAGUGAAUAUCCAGUAGAGAAACUGAUGAGAGAUGCGAAGAUUUUUCAGAUAUAUGAGGGUACUGCCCAAAUUCAAAGGCUGAUCAUUUCUCGCCAACUUUUUAAUGAAGCCAAGAACACGGCCCGAUAAAUGUUGGAGCUACAAAGGGAAAUUUAUGAAAUGCACGUUGUUAGUCGGUGACAAGGAUUUUGUGAUCAAAUAUUUACAUCAGAAAAUUUAAAGCUGUUUAUAAAAGUAUUUCUUGUACGAUGAUCAUUUGUCCUUUUGUAUCCAAGGAUCUAUUCGGAAUCUAUUUUUCGAUUUUUCACUUUGAUCAAAAUGCCUAAUAUGGAGCAUUUUGAUUAUUAUCAAAAAAGGAAGGUCAUCAAAAUGUUCUUCACACUUCUACACUUUAUUAGAAGUAUGAUUAGCAAUUGUGAAAAAAUAUAUAUAACCCGAAUUCUGUACAUCGGUUGAGUUGCGCAGUAACCGACCAUAAAUGAAUCAUGAGGAGUGAUUCUAAAAAGUGAUUAAUUUAUUUAACAAUAAAAAUACUUAUUUAA
This is a messenger RNA of Belonocnema kinseyi, 1969 nucleotides long. It is a transcript of the gene Mcad, whose product is annotated as probable medium-chain specific acyl-CoA dehydrogenase, mitochondrial. Gene Ontology annotation, cellular component: mitochondrion. Gene Ontology annotation, molecular function: medium-chain fatty acyl-CoA dehydrogenase activity; flavin adenine dinucleotide binding. The transcript is spliced from 10 exons. The record is from RefSeq and is a predicted model, not a curated record. Lineage: Eukaryota; Metazoa; Arthropoda; Insecta; Hymenoptera; Cynipidae. Gene Ontology annotation, biological process: medium-chain fatty acid catabolic process; fatty acid beta-oxidation. The coding region runs from base 309 to 1556 and encodes 415 amino acids.